GUUUUGUCUUUCAGAAUGUUUGCACAAUUCUUCUUUCUUCUGGUAUGUGGGGUUGCGCUGAGUCUCAGCCAGCAUCCACCCCCAGGAAGAGCCUGGAGAAGUUUUCAGCUGAAGCACGUGACAAACAGGCAGGUUAACUGUAACAGAGACAUGAGACGGCCCGCGGUCCACUGCAAGCCACAUAACACCUUCAUCCGUUCAAGUGCUACCACCGUGAGGGCAAUAUGUAGAGGAGUUCAAGGCCCUGCAAAUCGAUCAAGUAACAAUAGAUUCAGACUUCAUGACUGCGUGAGAACAUCCGGGUGCCAGUAUAGGUCCAGGAACCUAACAGAUGUGAUUUGUGUAAGAUGCCAGAAUCAACUUCCUGUGCAUUUUGUCAAGGUGGGGAGGUGCUAG
Molecule: messenger RNA, 396 nt
Organism: Nanorana parkeri
Lineage: Eukaryota; Metazoa; Chordata; Amphibia; Anura; Dicroglossidae
Product: sialic acid-binding lectin-like
Exons: 1
Molecular function (GO): nucleic acid binding
Source: RefSeq, a predicted model, not a curated record